AUGGCCACCGAUACCCAAAUCCGAAUCGGAGUAAUGGGCUGCGCCGAUAUCGCCAGAAAAGUCUCCCGAGCAAUCAACCUCGCUCCAAACGCCACAAUCGCCGCCGUCGCAAGCCGCUCUUUAGAAAAGGCCAAAUCUUUCGCUUCCUCCAAUGGCUACCCACAAUCAACAAAAAUCCACGGCUCUUACGAAUCGAUUCUCGAAGAUCCUGAAGUCGAUGCUCUCUACGUUCCUCUACCGACUAGCCUCCACGUCGAGUGGGCUAUACGCGCCGCCGAGAAAGGGAAACACAUACUUCUCGAGAAACCUGUCGCGAUGAACGUAGCUGAGUUUGAUAAGAUCGUCGCUGCUUGUGAAGCUAAUGGUGUUCAGAUUAUGGAUGGUACUAUGUGGGUUCACAAUCCAAGAACUGCUAAGCUUCAAGAGUUUCUCUCUGAUUCUGAACGUUUUGGUCAGCUCAAAACCGUACAGAGUUGCUUCUCAUUUGCCGGAGAUGAAGACUUCCUCAAGAACGACAUCCGUGUGAAGCCAGGUCUCGACGGGCUCGGUGCUCUAGGAGACGCUGGAUGGUACACGAUCCGAGCAAGCCUCUUAGCCAACAACUUCGACCUUCCAAUUACCGUCACGGCCUUUCCCGGAGCUGUACUAAACGAGUCAGGAGUGAUUCUCUCGUGUGGAGCUUCUCUGACCUGGGAAGACGGACGAACAGCAACCAUAUACUGCUCUUUCUUGGCAAACCUAACAAUGGAGAUAACCGCCAUUGGAACCAAAGGCACGCUUCGUGUCCACGACUUCAUCAUACCGUUUCAAGAGACCGAGGCGUCGUUCACGACGACCACUAAAGCUUGGUUCAAUGAGCUUGUGACCGCGUGGGUUAACCCGCCGACGGAACAGACGGUUGAGACGGAGCUUCCUCAAGAGGCGUGUAUGGUGAGAGAGUUUGCUCGUUUGGUUGGAGAAAUCAAGAACAAUGGCGCGAAGCCUGAUGGGUUUUGGCCGGGUAUUAGUAGGAAGACGCAGCUAGUGGUUGAUGCUGUUAAAGAGUCUGUUGAUAAUAACUAUCAACAGAUUAGUCUCUCUGGUCGUUGA
This is a messenger RNA of Microthlaspi erraticum, 1089 nucleotides long. The record is from the annotation of a GenBank genome assembly. Lineage: Eukaryota; Viridiplantae; Streptophyta; Magnoliopsida; Brassicales; Brassicaceae.